Molecule: messenger RNA, 721 nt
Organism: Andrographis paniculata
Lineage: Eukaryota; Viridiplantae; Streptophyta; Magnoliopsida; Lamiales; Acanthaceae
Product: protein METHYLENE BLUE SENSITIVITY 1-like
Exons: 1
Coding region: 169-483 (104 amino acids)
Source: RefSeq, a predicted model, not a curated record
GGAAUAGAAAAUAUGCGGAGUUAUGGUAGGGAUAAAAUCUGAUCUAGGGCACGCUGUAUCCGUCGCCGCAUCCAUCCCCCUCCCCCUCCCCCGCUUUAUAUUCAUUCAUUCUUUCUGGAUUUAGGGCAACAUUCGAAGCAAGGAUUGGAUUGGAUUGGAUUGGGCGCCAUGACCGGGAAGGCCAAACCCAAGAAGCACACUGCCAAAGAAAUCGCCGCCAAAGUCGAUGCUGCUACCACCAAUAGAGGCGGAGGGAAGGCCGGCCUCGCGGAUCGAUCCGGCCAUGAAAAGGGCGGCCACGCCAAGCUCGAGUGCCCGCUCUGCAAGAUCACUGCUCCUGAUAUCAAGUCUAUGCAGAUCCACCACGACGCUCGCCAUCCGAAGAUCCCCUUUGACGAGUCCAAGCUCAAUAACCUUCAUUCCUCACUCGGAUCGGAUCAGGCGAAGCCUAAGCCCGGCGUCCGCGGCAGCCUCAAGAAGUGAAAAUCCAACUGCUCCUGCUCCUGCUCCUGUUCCUCUGUUUGUGUUUCUUCUUUAAUAGUAAAUUUCGAACAAAUUAAGUUGAAGAAGAAGAAGAUGAUUAUAUCGCUGUUGGCUAUCGUUUCGUUGCUACUACAUGGACAAUAAUAUUGUCACUCAAGUGCUUGUGUACGUGUAAUGCAUGUCUCUGUUUUUCUUUGUUUUGGAUACUGAAUGAUACUUUAUGCCUUUGUCUGUGUAA